Messenger RNA from Paramecium tetraurelia, 879 nucleotides. RefSeq lists its product as uncharacterized. The record is from RefSeq and is a predicted model, not a curated record. Gene Ontology annotation, biological process: intracellular protein transport; vesicle fusion. Gene Ontology annotation, cellular component: endomembrane system; SNARE complex. NCBI's taxonomy places the organism in Eukaryota, Ciliophora, Oligohymenophorea, Peniculida, Parameciidae. Gene Ontology annotation, molecular function: SNAP receptor activity; SNARE binding. The transcript has 5 exons.
AUGUCAUUUUUCUAAGACUUUAACAAAGUGAAAAAAUAACAAGAUAUUUUAGAGCUUUAGGAUCUACAUUAAAAAGAUGGAGAAGCAUAAGUCGCUAAGUUGACUUAGAUGGCACAUGCAAGAAUACGCAAUUUUGAAAAGGUUUAUCAUUAUAUGAACGAAGAAAUUAUUAAUAGUAGAUCUUUAAAGGGAAUGGAUGAUAUACCGGUGUUAGUCAAAGAAGCAAAAAAUGAUUUAGACGAAAUGCUAAAAAUAAUUUAAGAGAUGCAAUCUAUUCAACUAUUUAGAAAGACUGAGAAUGUAAAUAACUUUAUAAUUGACUAUUAGUCACAAAGAUAGCAAACCGUAUAGAAAUUGAUUCAAGUAUUCUCAGAUUCAAAUGAAAAAUUAAAAAAAUUAACCGAUUAGUUAUUAUCAAGAUAGUAAACAAGUUUAUAAUCUGCAAAACAAUCGAUCAAGGAACGUUAGAACGAUGCUUAAAUAAAUGUAUAAUUGUUAGAUGAAUUGCAAUAUGACGAGGAAUUUAUAUAAAGACGAAAUAAAUAGAUAAACGAAAUAGCAUAAGUUGUAUACUAACUAAAUCAAAUGAUGGCAGAGGGAGCUGAAAUGAUAAAAAACCAAGGACUUAAAAUUGAUAUCAUAAGUUCAAAUGUGAAAAGUGCCAAAGAAAAAGUGGAUGGUGCAUGUGUAGAAGUGAAAAAAGCAUCCUAAGUUUAAUAAGGGAAUAAUGGAAGAAUGUAAUAUUUGUAUUUGAGUGAGUUUAGGCUCUUCUUUUGUGGCAUCAUCACAUUAAUAGUUGUGAUUAUAGUAUUGUUGUUCAGUGCAGGUUCUAGACCUCAUACAGAUCCCAAUCCUUAAUAACCAUAAACAUAAAAUUGA